Fulvia fulva is the source of this 549-nucleotide messenger RNA. RefSeq lists its product as uncharacterized. The coding region runs from base 1 to 549 and encodes 182 amino acids. Lineage: Eukaryota; Fungi; Ascomycota; Dothideomycetes; Mycosphaerellales; Mycosphaerellaceae. The transcript is spliced from 4 exons. The record is from RefSeq and is a predicted model, not a curated record.
AUGUCCAGCAUACUCAACUCAUUGUUUAGCACUGUUUCGAGCCUGCAGCCAUUCCUGACCUUCCCUCGACCCGGAUCCGACGAGCCAGACCAAAGCCAGGUCCAGCAGGGUGGCCGUCAUGUCGUGCUUGUGGGUCCCAGUGAGCCCUUUUGCCAAAGGAUAGCUGAGCAUCUCCUACCAGAUCACCAAGUCGUCCAGGUGCUAAGCUCUAUCUCGGCGGCCAGUGAAGUGUUGCAUCGCAUACAGGACGAUAGGUCGAGCCCAUCUCCCGACGACAAACUCAACGCCACGCCCAGGCAUGUAGUGCUUGGUAAAGGGUUCAGAGAACAGCAGAUGGAGAAGAUGCGCGAGGAUCUUGGCGGAGAUGAUCCUCGCUUCUCUUGGUACUGGACGCCCACCGAGAGUGGCGAACGUCCACCUUUGCCAAGAACGUUAGCAGAAGAUGAGCUGAAUGUGUUCGCACAAAAGAUUGCAGCACACAUAGCAGAGGUUAUAGACGACGUAGUGGCAAAGGGCGAGGAAGGAAGUGGGCAGAUAUACGCACUCUGA